CAACAGUCGCCACCUCCCCAUCCCCAUCCCAACACCCCUAUACGCAAUACUCCUAAUCCUUCACCUUCCACUCCUCGCUCGCUACCAUGGCUGAUUUGCUCGACACCCCAUCGAGGGUGCUGAAACGCGUUCAGCAAUACGAGGAGAUGGAGCUGCCUUCUCUUCCCAGUUUCCAGCGUCACGAUCUCGACCUCAGUGAUGACUUCGACGUCGACAGCAGCCGAGAAUCGGUAACCGAUAGAUGCACCACAUCUGAGCGCGAUCAGCUCAUUACACCUCUAGUUACGCGCCGCCUGCCCUCAACAAGUGAUGCGUCAUCAGCGCGAACCGCGUCGACUGUGAAGCCGUUACGUUCUACUGUUACCGACAUGGCCACUUCCAGUCCUCAACUCCGCUCAAUGUCUCGCCUGGACCACAGCACGCUGGACAUCUCUUACGACUACUCGGACACGCGUUCGGACACGGAUGCCAUCGUUGACGAGCCAGCCACCCGGCACACCUACGAGGACCACAGCUCUAUUUCCCCUAGGACAGCUCUCUCCACUCGAGACAAAGAAGUCGAUGACACUGAGGUAUACCCGCCGUCCACUACCACGAGUUUCAUCUCCCCUCCCGCCGGUCCAUUGGGGAUGUCGUACCAGACUGCAGAGAACACUCCGAAGCACAUGAAUGAAGCCCGGAUACCCAGUUUGAGCACAAGCGAAGUCUCUUCGAACGACGUCGAGGCGACAACGCCAGAAGGUGGAGAGUCGCUGCGGCUCCCUCAUGUCCACUAUGGGUCACCCCACCUUGAGGAUAAGAGCAGCGAUUUGACUGCGGACAACCUCACACCGGUCCCUUCAUCCUUGCCCGGAAUCCUGGACUCUCCCGAGGCAACGCCGGGACCCAUCCGAUACAUGGACUAUCCUUCGACCGCCGCUCGCGCCGCAGCUACACCUUUCGCACCGCUGCGAGACGUUACAACGAGAUAUCGUAAUCGGAGACCGCUAUCCCCAAGCCUCGACCGCGGCGGCUCAUCCCGGGCCCUUGUCGAUCACACAGCUCAGCACAAGAGUUCUCCAAUGCCGGUGCUUGCCUUCGAUUCGCUGCCAUCCCGAUUUUCUCCUUUGCGCAGAACUACUGCUCCGCAAAGCUUUGCCAGCUCUACGACCGCGAAGCCAGACGACGCAUCAAACCACUCAGACGAGGAUCGACGUCCGUUACAUUUGGGCACAUCUGUGGACGACCAUAUCGGUGACAGAAGCGUGGUCUGCGACGACGGUAGCUCGUCAGGGCCGGGCGCCAAUAUGCCAUCUGCUGAUGUCUCGAUGGAAUCGCCUCAGCAUAUCCACAGCAUGUCGCCUUUCGCCAAAGUCGAGAGACACCUCAACAGGAUGGACCAUCAGUUGAUAAACACCAGUGACCUCACCAGUAGUGAGGAGAACUGGCAGGAGGAGCGCGGGCGCCUUCUCCAAGUUAUUCGUGAUGCCGGCUUGGACGCCGAAACGGGUGAAUAUAAUAAGGACCUGAACGCCGAUGGCACCGGAAAAGAUGUGUCGCUCUCCGAACUGGUAUCCCUGCGCGCUGAGCUUCAAGAUACACGCGAUCAACUGCAAGAUGCCCAUGAGGAGAUGUCCCGAGUCAAGGUCGACUUUUCUAGGAAGACAGAGGAAUACUAUCACAUGUUCUCGGAAAUCGGCGCCGAUUACACCAAGCAGAUCGAGGCUUUACAAGACGAGGUUGGGCAGACCAAGGGAGAGGUGACCCGGUUGCAAACGCAACUGGAUAUGUUGCGGCCAUCCAGUGCCGUUCAAGAGGACGAGCUUCGCAAACAAAUUGCCAUCCUUGGAGGUGAUCUGUCCCGAGCGCAAGAGGAUGCCCAGAUCGUCGCAGAGGCUUUAGCGAAUGCCCAAGCCAGGUUGUCAGAGGCCCACGCUAAUGAACAAGCGACUCUCGAGCAGCUUCAACAGGCCGAGGAUCGCGCGGACACACUGCAGUCGCACCUCCACUCAGCUGAGCGAGAAGUGCAGCAGAUCACUCAAUGUGCGGACGACCUCCGAUCCCAACUUGUGGCCUCUGAGAAGAGUUUGCUGGAGUUCAAGUCCCGACUUGAGUUUGCUCACCGUGAAGAAACGAGCGAGAUAGAGGAUCUCCGAGCGCGUCUUGACGCCGCGCAGAAUUUGGCUGAAGAGCGCGCACGGGAGUUGACCGCCAUGCAGGCGCGUCUAGCCACCGCCUCGAGACUUGUCGAACAGCGUGAUGGCCAGAUCUUGAGCUUUGAGGCACGCGUGUCCUCGCUUACUGAUGAGAAGGACGCUCUUCGCGAGGAAAAGUGUCUCUUGUCACAACGCGUUGAACAGCUGGAGCUACGCCAGCGCGAGAACCAGGGCGUUAUGGAUCACGAGCGCAAGGUCAUCCAACAGCUGGAGGAGGUAGUCACUACGUCAACCACCGAGAUUGAGACGAGCCAGAAGCGCGUCGCAGAGCUGGAGAUGUUCCUGUCUACGGCACAGGCCGCGCAAGCCGACUCACAGGCUGAGCUCCAGUCCCUUCAGCAUCAACUCAUGAUGUUGAGCCUCGAACGGCCCGAAGCUGACCAGAGUCGUGAUUCGGCUGUCUCAACAUCAGCAGACAUGACGAAGUCGAUCUACCAAGCACAGCUGGAUGAGGCUCACCGUCAUAUCGGCCGACUUAAGGCUGAGCUUGAGAGAAUGCCUGCUCGCCAUAGGACUCUUGAAGACCGAGACGCCCGUAUCCAUGCUCUGACAGCGGAGAAGGAAAUUCUUCUUGAGCGGCUGAAGGCGCGUGAGAUGGCUUCCCCAGCUCGGUACGCCCAUUCCAUGGCUGCGUCUACGCCAGCCUUGCACAGGGCUGUCUCCGCUCUACGGUCUCCUCGCACCCCAGGCCCGCUCAAAGAUCUGUCGUGGCUGCAAACCACUAUGGAUGACUCUCAGGAGUCAGUGUUGCGAGCGGAGCUCGGUCACCUACAGCUAGACUUUGACGCUGCUCAAGCCCAGCUUGACAAGAACUUCGAUGCCCUCGAGAAAGCGGGACUUGUGGCCAUCCGGCUUGCCGAAGAGCUUGCAGCAGCCAGAUUGGAGAAUGGGCAACUGAAGGAAGAGCAAGUCAUGCAAGGCCGAGUCAACAAACAGAAGGACGAGUCACUUGAGAGGGGUCGCUCUCAGAACGAGCGAUUAGAAGCCGCCCUUGAGCAGGUGCAUCAGCGUCUCUCGAGCGUACGUGAUCAUAUGACUGCUGAAAAGGAGCGACUGCAAGAGCACAACCGUCGCCUGCGUCUGCAGCUCUCAGACAUGCGCUUGAAAUAUGAAGAAGAACUCGAGCGCCUGUCUGAAGAAGCAGCCCGGGUUCACGAGGAGGCACAGGAAGACAUCGCUCUGGUUAAUCGGCGGAAUGAGCAGCUCCGCGCAGAGAAGGAUAUACUGACAGCUAACCUGCGCAAAAGCGAGGGGCUCGUUUCUCGGCACGAGGCGGAGGCUGCUAGGCUGCACACAACGGUCAAGGAGUUGGAGGAGGUUCGGGACAGUCUUCGCCAUGAGCAAGGCGCCGCAGUCGAAGCGCAAGAUAAGGUUCGAAGUCUUCAGGCCACUCUUGAAAAGACCAGCUCUUCGUUGAAAGCAUCACAAGAGAGCUUGAACCAAUUGCGGAACGAACUUCGCAUCUGCUCCGAUGAGCUCGCUGACAAGGAUCACGAAGUCGAGGCCCUCACUCUGGAACGUCAGCGCAUUACUCGCGAGCUGGCCCAGCUCGGCAACGAUUUGGCCGUCCAGCGCCGAGAGUGUGCCUCCUUUGGGUCAGAGCUGCUGCUGCUGAAAACGCAGCAGCGGCAGUCUGCUCAAGUCUAUCCCGACCAGCUUGCGUCUCUUCGGGACAGCCUGCGCGCGAAGCAGGCUGACUUGGCUCAAGCUUUGCAGCAAGCUCAAGACGCUCGAGACCAGUGUUUAGUCCUCCAGGAGCGGCUGCAACGUUUGCAGAGCCGAUUUCAAGCCUCCGGCGCCGAGCAGCGCCAGAAGUACAAAGCGCAAAUGCGCCGUCUUUCGGCACAGAUCGAGUACCUCCAGGCCAUGUACGCUCGUGAAAACUCGUUCCGCGACGCGCUCGCGUUGCAGAAAAAGUUCCUCAUCCUCUGCGUGGGUGGGAUGAGCUUGAAUGAACAGGCGACACUGCGCAUGAUCGCAUCGAUGGGUUAUGAGGUUGCUCCACUUCCGCGGCCGAAGAGGACAUUGAGGUCGGUCGGCCUAGCAGUACUAUCCCUCGUCCGCGCCAAGUAAGACUCCGCUAGCCAACUAUGAUCGUUCCUUGCUGACUGUAGGCGCAUGUCGGAUGACUGGCAGUCGGCUCGUCUGAAGAGGAGUGCGGGCAUUCAGCGAGUCUAGAUCGCCUUUCGUAGGUGGACAAGGAUGUCGGAAACCGCCCGAUCCUGUCAAACGCCAUGUAUAUACGAGAAGCGGACGCUUUGCGACGAACUUUUCGCAACGUCCAUCGGCUAGUGAUCCCAGUGACCAACAGCAUGCAUGUCCUCACUGCCGCCUUAUAGAAACAGUCGCGGCCAUAAGGACGCUGGCGAUGAUGAACACAACGUUGACAAUUGGCCCU
Molecule: messenger RNA, 4593 nt
Organism: Cutaneotrichosporon oleaginosum
Lineage: Eukaryota; Fungi; Basidiomycota; Tremellomycetes; Trichosporonales; Trichosporonaceae
Source: RefSeq, a predicted model, not a curated record